AUUCAUACACAGUUUUCAAACCCCAUUUCCAGUUUCCACAUCUUACUAUCUUUACCACGAUCUACUACUUCUAAUACCUACACAACUGCAGCAGUAUAUAGGCAACCAUGGCAGCAGCUAUCUUGGCAAUGUUUGUGAUGACUUUUGCUGUGGUCGUUGGCAACUCUGCUGCUGAUCCAGACAUGCUUCAAGAUAUCUGUGUUGCAGACUUCACUUCUGCGGCGAAAAUGAAUGGUUUCGCUUGCAAGGACGCGGCAAAUGCAACAGCGGAGGACUUCUUCUUCGCCGGACUGGCCAAGCCAGGACUCACCAACAACACCUUCGGCUCUUUGGUGACUGCAGCCAAUGUGCAGAAGAUUCCAGGGCUUAACACUCUUGGCGUGUCGAUGGCUCGCAUUGACUAUGCUCCCGGAGGCAUCAACCCACCUCACACUCACCCACGCGCCACGGAAAUAGUCUAUGUUCUUGAAGGUGCACUGAAUGUUGGGUUCAUCACCACAGCAAACAAGCUCAUUUCCAAGACCAUUGCCAAAGGUGAGGUGUUUGUGUUUCCAAAGGGGUUGGUUCAUUUCCAGAAGAACAAUGGCAAGGUCCCUGCUGCUGUGAUCGCCGGAUUUAACUCUCAGUUGCAGGGUACCGCCAACAUUGCCCUCACCUUGUUUGCCGCCACACCUCCAGUGGCAGAUGAUGUGUUGACUAAGACAUUCCAAGUUGGCACCAAGCAGAUCGAGAAGAUCAAGUCAAGGCUUGCACCCAAGUAGUAGAUAUAUAUAGCUUAAUUAUUUCUUCUCUUUAUGCAUGUUUGUACGUUAUUUAUUUCACUUGUGUUUGUUUUGCAAAUUGACGUGGGUUGUGGAAAUUUUAUUUUCUUUGUUUGAGGUUUGCGCCCAACUGCAGCCAAUCAUUAAAAGCAUCUAGCAGAUUUCCAAUUUCAGUU
Molecule: messenger RNA, 937 nt
Organism: Fragaria vesca subsp. vesca
Lineage: Eukaryota; Viridiplantae; Streptophyta; Magnoliopsida; Rosales; Rosaceae
Product: germin-like protein 5-1-like
Exons: 2
Coding region: 108-761 (217 amino acids)
Biological process (GO): plasmodesmata-mediated intercellular transport; regulation of root development
Cellular component (GO): plasmodesma; cell wall
Molecular function (GO): manganese ion binding
Source: RefSeq, a predicted model, not a curated record